Thunnus maccoyii (southern bluefin tuna) is the source of this 2660-nucleotide messenger RNA. RefSeq names its product acyl-coenzyme A thioesterase 1-like. Gene Ontology annotation, biological process: fatty acid metabolic process; acyl-CoA metabolic process. The record is from RefSeq and is a predicted model, not a curated record. Lineage: Eukaryota; Metazoa; Chordata; Actinopteri; Scombriformes; Scombridae. The coding region runs from base 136 to 1485 and encodes 449 amino acids. The transcript has 5 exons. Gene Ontology annotation, molecular function: fatty acyl-CoA hydrolase activity.
GACCAAUGAGAGGCUUUUAAUUGGACACGGCGUCACCCGGCUUCCUAUUAAAGAGGGGAAUAUCCGUGGAGUCCUGUUUACUCCUCCAGCACAAAGACUAACCUUGUGAAGAAAACAGCAGUAGUUUCAGAAGAGAUGACCUCCCAAAUCAGACUGAGGCUGCUGCCAAGUGCCAGAUGUUUGUUCGAUGAGCCUGUUCAGGUGAAGGUGACCGGGCUGAGGUCGAGGCAGGUGGUCACCAUGAGGGCUAGAUCGACCGAUGAGAAGGGAGUGGUGUUCAGCUCCUCCGCCAUCUACAGGGCUGAUGGGAGUGGGGAAGUCGAUCUGGAGAGAGACCCCUCACUCAGUGGGAGCUACGUUGGGGUUGAACCCAUGGGACUGCUGUGGUCGAUGAGGGCGGACACCUUGCACAAAUUGUUUUCCAAGAACAAAGUGCUAAACCCUCAUGUGGUGAAGUUUUCUGUGCAUGAGUUGGAGGGGGAGGGCAGGAUGCUAGCAGAGGCGACUAAUGAGAGGUUUCUAAUUGGAGACGGGGUCAGCCGGGUCCCUGUCAAAGAGGGGAGCUUUCAUGGAGUCCUGUUUACUCCUCCAGGUGAAGGUCCGUUCCCCGCUGUGUUAGAUAUGUGCACCUUUAUGUCUGAGAAGAGAGCCUGUCUGUUGGCCAACAAAGGGUUUGUGGUUCUGGCUGUGUCGGUGUACAAUGACAAGCCCGAAAACGUCACAGAGUUGCAUCUGGAGUUUUUUAAAGAAGCAGUUGAUUUCUUACAACAACAACCUAAGCUGCAAUCCGACAAGUUGCGGUCAGUUUGUCAGCAAGACAGAAAAAUCAUCACAGAGUGUUCAGAGCAGGCUGAAGAACUGGCGUUUGAGUUACAGGUGAGAAAUAAAGGAGUUGGUAUAUUAUCAAUAUCAAAGGCUGGAGACAUUGCACUUUCACUUGCUGCUUUUGUGCCAGGUGUUGAGGCAGUGGUGUGGAUAAACGGCUGCAGUGCCAAUGCGAUCACUCCUCUCUACUAUAAGAAGAGCAAAAUCCUCUCACCGCUGCUGAUUGACCUCAGCAAGGCGAUUCCCACUGAGUCAGGGGCCGUCAUAGGCAAGUAUUGUCUUAAAAAUCCUCUGGCAGAGGAGAACCAGGCCACCUUGGUCCCCAUCGAAAAAGCCAAGGGACAUUUUCUCUUUGUGGCUUCAGAGGACGACCUUAACUGGGACAGCAAGGCUCACAUGGACCAGGUGGUGGAGAGACUGAAGCAUCAUGGGAAGGAGAACUUUGAAAGUGUGUGUUACCCUGGAGCUGGACACUUACUGGAGCCGCCGUAUGGACCCCACUGCCACUCCAGCUUCCAUUUGUUCGCAUGGCAGCUAGCGAUGUGGGGCGGUGAGCCCAGGUCCCACGCAGCAGCUGAAGUCCACUUGUGGAAGAAGAUCCAGGAGUUCCUCAGAUCUCACCUGAGCUGUGAAACUUCACGGCCUACAGCCAAGUUAUAGAUGCAAAUAGGAGGAUAAGAAAGACGUGGCAACAGAUCAGUCAUGAUAUCUUGGCUGCUAAUUACAUGUGUAUCAUUACAUAUGAAUGUUUUGUGACGAGGUGAACGAUUUAAUGUUUGAUGUCUAAAUAUUUCUUUAUUGAAAGAUUAUGAUUAUAAAGUAAUGCAGGAGAGAAUAUGCCAAGAUAUUUUUAAUGAACUAAUAGAGAUUAUCAGCCUAUAAUGUAAAUGUUGGAGAAUAUAAAGUAAAGACAAGCCUUAAAUAUAAAAAAGGAAAAGCUCACAUGUAAAAAUGGCAAUGAAAAUACACAACAAAAACAUUUGAAAAUACACAAAUAAAAGAGACAGCUUUAACUGACACGGGACACAGGAGAACAAGCACAGCACUUAAAAUUUUCUAGCAUUUUUUGCCUCUUUAUCAAAACCAUCCAUCAAAAUGUCAGCAGCUAUUGUCACAUAGAUAGUUUCAACAUCUUGACAUAAUAUUUUCCAUAAUUUCUCUCAAGUAUUUCUUUGAAUAUAAAGGCAAAAUUUAUUUAAUCGAGACAUUAUUCCAUUAUUUACACUUGUGUUGAUUUUAGCAAAAGUAUGAUACAGGUUAUUAUUGCUUCCAUAUGUUAGUAUGUGAAUUUAAUGGUACCUUUUCCUCUGUUUUGUUGUGAAUAUCUCAAGAAUAUAUCAGCAGAAUAUCAGAAGUCUCUCUCUCAGUGUGACAGGCUACAUGAUUUUACACAUCAAAGUUUGUUUAUAGGUACUGAGGAAGAUUCCUGCACAUGUGAAAAAAGUUAAAGCGUUUUGUGGCUUUAGAGGGAUCUUUAUGAAGUUUCUCCAUAGUUGGAGCUGAAGACUAUGUAUUAAAUGUAAAAUGUCAUGAAAUUACGUACUAAGUUAAUAAUAAUUGCAUUAGUUGCAUGCUAAUAUUCAGUAGAGACACAUCUUUGCUUACAGCAUGCUAAAUAUCAGAAAGAGGAAGACAGACAGGGGAGUCCCACUUCCUUUGCUGGAGACGGCUUCAGAUGACAUAAAACAGGGUAAAUCAGUCAGGAAAGUGGCCAAAUCAUACGGCGUUUGCCAUGUGACCCUGUACUGAAUGUUGUCCUCAAACUAAUCCAUUUUGAUUUCAUGUUUAAACCUUUUUGAGGAUGUGUGUUCUAUCCAUUAAAUAAUUUUCUUGCA